AAUGUAAUAAACGAUAGGUUUGUUGACUCAGUUGUUGAUUGUGUUGUCAACCAAACAGUCACUUCAAUUGAUUGACAUUUUAAUUAUCGGAUCAGUCAUUGAUUUGGACACAAAUGUCUCACAACAGACAAUACACCGAUGACUUCACAUCUGUUAACGUGGACAGCGAUGACAAUGUGUCGGCACAAAGUCCUCAGUCGUCAAGUGAUCCAAAGAUUCAGAAACUUAAACAGCACGUGAAUGAAGUAUCAAAUAUAAUGCAACAAAACAUCGAUAAGAUUUUAGAGAGGGGUCAGAGGUUAGACCAUUUAGAAGAUAGGUCUGAAAUGCUGUCCAACAGAGCCGAUGAGUUUCGAGUUGGCGCCCGACGUGUGUCCCGUAAGAUGUGGUGGCAAAACACGAGAGUCAAUAUAUUCAUUGCUAUUGUCGUCACUGUUAUUAUACUUAUCAUUGUCUUAUCCAUCACUUCCAGUACUACCGGUAAAUAACAUUCAAAAUUAUUAUACUUUUCUAAACUAUACUUCACUUUAAAAUGUAUACUUCAAUAAUACAUUUUGAAAAUAUUUAAACUAAAAAUUGUUUUUAUUACAGUAAUUAUUAAUUUAAUGUUAAAUAUUUAUAUAAUUUAUAAAAUAU
Molecule: messenger RNA, 636 nt
Organism: Oppia nitens
Lineage: Eukaryota; Metazoa; Arthropoda; Arachnida; Sarcoptiformes; Oppiidae
Product: vesicle-associated membrane protein 8-like
Exons: 5
Coding region: 114-488 (124 amino acids)
Biological process (GO): vesicle fusion; vesicle-mediated transport
Cellular component (GO): SNARE complex; plasma membrane
Molecular function (GO): SNAP receptor activity; syntaxin binding
Source: RefSeq, a predicted model, not a curated record